This is a messenger RNA of Phragmites australis (common reed), 2042 nucleotides long. RefSeq names its product amino acid permease 1-like. Bases 529 to 1746 code for a protein of 405 amino acids. The transcript is spliced from 7 exons. The record is from RefSeq and is a predicted model, not a curated record. NCBI's taxonomy places the organism in Eukaryota, Viridiplantae, Streptophyta, Magnoliopsida, Poales, Poaceae. Gene Ontology annotation, cellular component: plasma membrane.
ACCGCGCCUGCAUCCCUCGUCCCCUCUAGGCGCGCGGCAUAGAUGACGCAGGACCUGGAGAUGGCGGCGCGCAGCGGCUCCGGCGGGGGCGCGGGCGGGCCGUACCUCCCCCAGCCGCGUGACGGCCUCGACGACGACGGCAAGAAGAAGCGUACCGUGUGCUAGAGACGAGUAGAGCUCGAUCUUUGGUUGGUGGUUCUGAGCAGAAAGAGAUUGGGUGACGAAGCCCUUGUAUUGGUGCUUGUCGGUGUUGUGUGUGCCGAGGCUCGCCCGCACGUGCCGACAUGGUGUGUUGAGAUAUUGUAUUUCUAUCUCCCUCUUGCCGGCAGCUACUGGCGGGUGAUUAGAUUUCUAGGACAACGGUAACUGAGUCAUGCCUUAUCUCGAUUGAGUUUGCCUUUAGCCGAAUUGCACUGAACGGUUUGGACGGCGAGCGCGCACAUCAUCACGGCGGUUAUCGGCUCUGGCGUGCUCUCCCUCGCCUGGUCGACGGCGCAGCUCGGCUGGGUUGUCGGCCCGGUGACCCUGAUGAUCUUCUCGGUCAUCACCUACUACACCUCCAGCCUCCUCGCCGACUGCUACCGCACCGGCGAUCAUGUCACUGGGAAAAGGAACUACACCUACAUGGACGCCGUCGCCGCAUACCUGGGUGGCUGGCAAGUGUGGUCCUGUGGGGUCUUCCAGUAUGUCAACUUGUUUGGAACCGCCGUUGGGUACACCAUUACAGCGUCGAUCAGCGCGGCGGCCGUGCACAAGUCCAACUGCUUCCACAAGAACGGCCACGCUGCCGACUGCGGCGUCUACGACACCAUGUACAUGGUGGUCUUUGGGGUCGUGCAGAUCUUCUUCUCCCAGGUCCCGAACUUCAGCGAUCUGUCGUGGUUGUCCAUCGUCGCUGCCGUCAUGUCCUUCUCCUACUCGUCCAUCGCCAUCGGUCUCUCCUUGGCGCGAACCAUAUCAGGUCGUAGUGGUAAGACUACUCUGACUGGCACCGAGGUUGGAGUCGACGUGGACUCAGCCCAGAAGAUCUGGCUUGCGUUCCAAGCUCUCGGCAACAUCGCGUUCGCGUACUCCUACUCCAUGAUUCUUAUAGAAAUCCAAGACACCGUGAAGUCCCCUCCGGCCGAGAACAAGACGAUGAAGAAGGCGACCCUGCUCGGCGUGUCGACCACCACGGCGUUCUACAUGCUGUCCGGCUGCCUCGGCUACGCGGCGUUCGGGAACGCCGCGCCGGGGAACAUCCUGACGGGGUUCGGCUUCUACGAGCCCUACUGGCUGAUCGACUUCGCCAACGUCUGCAUCGUGGUGCACCUGGUGGGCGCCUACCAGGUGUUCUCCCAGCCCAUCUUCGCCGCCGUCGAGACGUGUGCAGCUGCGCGCUGGCCGAACGCGAAGUUUAUCACCCGCGAGCACACGGUUGCGUCCGGCAAGUUCAGCUUCAACGUGUUCAGGCUGACGUGGCGGACGGCGUUCGUGGUGGUGAGCACGGUGCUCGCCAUCGUCUUGCCCUUCUUCAACGACAUCCUGGGCUUCCUCGGCGCCGUCGGGUUCUGGCCGCUCACCGUGUACUACCCGGUGGAGAUGUACAUCCGGCAGCGGCGGAUACAGAAGUACACCACCAGAUGGGUGGCGCUGCAGGUCCUCAGCUUCCUCUGCUUCCUCGUGUCGCUCGCCGCGGCGGUCGCGUCCAUCGAGGGCGUCACUGAAUCGCUCAAGCACUAUGUCCCCUUCAAGACCAAGUCAUGAUUAGCAGAUGACCGAGGUUCUCCAUGAGGGUUAAGAAUUCUAUACAACCAUGCAAUGCGAUAGGUCAGCGGUUAACAGUGCUUGCUGUUGUGCGAUGGGUUAGCAUAGAACUGGUAUGAAGCCUUCGCUACGGCGUCAGCGAGAAGUUCUUCUGGAGAGGGAGAGAGAGAUCUCCGGUUGUGUAGCUGAGAAAUCCGUGAGAGGUUUCGAGGGCAUCUUGCAUAUGUUGUAACUUGUACCUGUAAAGAAACUUAAGAGUUGAUAUAAGAAUUGAGAGUUAACAAGCCUUGUUCGAA